AUGGACAACUCUACAGUAACAUUCAUCUUGACCUUGGUAGUCGCAUUUAUAUUCUUGAGAUGGUUCAUCUCUCCGGACUUGCCACAGCAGUCGGUGAAGAAGGGAGCUGUCAAGGCCAAAAAGGCAAAACGAACAAAGGCGGUGAAUGAAGAGGGCGUUGAAGAGGAAUCUUCUGAUGAGGAAUUCGACAUCCACAGCCCAAUGAACAACGUCAAGGCACGUGCCGUCUCCUCUAGCAUGAUCGAAGUCGUCCAGACCUUGGCUCCUCAGUUGACCGAGGCCCAGAUUCGCUGGGACUUGGAAAAUAACGGCGGUUCUGUUUCCCUCACGGUGGAUAAGUUCAUGGAGACGGGUAGUUUGCCAUUCCCCCCUGAUACUGCUCCUCAAGCCGCCACUGCCAGCAGGUCCGGUGACGAAGUAGCCGGCGACGGGGCUAAUGUGGCCAAGCGUUCCGGGCUGGAAAAAGCUAAAUCCGAGGAACUAACUCCAUCCACCACCGGCUGGUCGGACGAUAAGCAGGAGAGAUCCAAAUUGUUGCAGAAGAAGAGAGAAGAGAUGGUUGACAAGGCCAGAAAGAGAUUGGCCGCUCAGUUGGACGGUGCUUAG
This is a messenger RNA of Babjeviella inositovora NRRL Y-12698, 606 nucleotides long. RefSeq lists its product as uncharacterized. Gene Ontology annotation, molecular function: ubiquitin binding. The transcript has a single exon. Lineage: Eukaryota; Fungi; Ascomycota; Pichiomycetes; Serinales. The record is from RefSeq and is a predicted model, not a curated record. Bases 1 to 606 code for a protein of 201 amino acids.